CUCGUUCAAGAAACCGUCCGCGAAAAUUUUCCAUUUUUCACUUUAAAAAAAUGUCCUCCACCAACGCCCUCGUCGAAGUCCUGGAGGAGUACCACUACCUCGCGGAACCGUUCGACCGUGGCCAGCUGAAGGAAAUGGCCAGCGCGGUCCCGCCCAAGGAUUGCCGCGCCGACGAGGAGUUUCGCGAAAGUUUGACGUCGCGCCAGCGGGAAGUGCUCGACGAGGUGCAGGAGCUGGUGCGCGAUCGGAUCGGGCGGCGGGCGCGCCAGGAAUCGGUCAAGGACGUGGUCGGCAUGCAGGUGGACGUGAGCGCCCAGUACCGGGUGACCUGCGACAGCUACAAGGAGAUGCUGGGCAAAAUAAAGAUCUACGAACUGGACGUCAUGCUCGAGGACCGGCACAUCGAGGAGCUGCGCCUGGACAGUUUGGAGGUGAAGUACACCAUGACCGAUACCCUGUCAAAGGUUGCACUGCUCCAGGAAUCAGCUCUUCCGGAAGUCAAUACAAGUUAAGUCUUCACAAUAUGCCAAACAUACGAUUACAUUGCUGUAAAUAAGAGCGA
Messenger RNA from Culex pipiens pallens (northern house mosquito), 562 nucleotides. RefSeq lists its product as uncharacterized. Lineage: Eukaryota; Metazoa; Arthropoda; Insecta; Diptera; Culicidae. Bases 51 to 512 code for a protein of 153 amino acids. The record is from RefSeq and is a predicted model, not a curated record. The transcript has 2 exons.